Molecule: messenger RNA, 1800 nt
Organism: Darwinula stevensoni
Lineage: Eukaryota; Metazoa; Arthropoda; Ostracoda; Podocopida; Darwinulidae
Source: the annotation of a GenBank genome assembly
CUCUGUACCCCUGAUAUGUUCAUGAAUUUGAAGUGGUCCUAUCAUGUCACGAGGCAGAUCACAAAUUGUAUCAAAGUGACUUCAAUGCAUGUACUGUCUAGUGGGCGAGCAGACUACUCUGGAAACGUCAGCUGAUGGUGGUGUCACAUUAAAUCCGUCGUCGUUGUCGUGGUCGGUACUACUCGGUGGUGAAAUUAGUUGAUCGCGUCUCCUUCCUGUUACCAAUCAGCCUGCCAUCCGCGAACAUUUUAUGCUAGCAAUAUUGCGGUUAUCCCUGCUUAAGAAAAAAUUAUAUUCUACGGAAAGUACUUGCACAGGUUAAGUGCCUACAGUAGAUUGCCUUCCACCAUGGAUGAUAAUCCCCUUCGUCGGAAGAGUCCAGCUGUGAAGCGGCUGAUGAGAGAAGCACAGGAACUUCAUCAGCCAACUGAAGAUUAUUUUGCACAACCAAUGGAAGACAACCUCUUCGAGUGGCAUUUCACAGUCCGAGGUCCUGCAGACACAGACUUUGAACAGGGGAUUUACCAUGGCCGAAUCCUCUUGCCUCCUGAGUAUCCAAUGAAACCUCCUAGUAUCAUCAUGUUAACACCAAAUGGGAGGUUUGAACUGAACAAGAAGGUAUGCUUGAGUAUCUCAGGUCACCACCCUGAGAGUUGGCAGCCAUCUUGGAGCAUCAGGACAGCUUUGCUAGCAAUCAUUGGAUUCAUGCCCACCCACGGUCUUGGUGCCAUUGGCUCCCUGGAUUACACCCCAGAAGAAAGGAAGCUUCUUGCCAAAAAGUCUCGAGAGUGGAAGUGCCCAACAUGUGGUCCCAUGACUUCUCAUCUUCUUCCCCGGACAGCAGCAUCCCGGACAUCCAGCAUGCAGCAGGAAAUCUCGGAUAUCGUUUCUCACCUCACCUUCACUGAACCCAAAGAGAAUAAGGUAGCUGGGGACCAAGAUGGAGAAGGACAGCAAGAAAAAGCUGAUCUUGUGAAAAACGAGGAAGGAACAGAAUCUAGUCAGGCAUCCAGUCAAUCCUCUUCUCAGGAUUCUCCUCCACUUGUCAGGCAGCGCCAAGUAGAGAGAUCCAUUCCUCCCAUGCAAGCUGAAGGCCAGCCAUCACGAGCAAGACACAACAAUAACAACAAUACAUUGUCCAACAUGCUUAUAUGCCUUCUCUCAACAGCCAUAAUUUGCCUCAUGCUACGACGGAUCAUAAUGUCUGUCUUGCCAGACUUUGAAAGCACAGCCUCACAACAUCUCUGAAUGAGGUCAUACUAUGAUUAUCUUUGGGUUUCCAUGCAGUGGUGGCACCUUGUGUUUGGGAUGGUUCUUUCCUUUAUCUUUCUAAAUACUGAGCAUUAUAUGCAGUCUUUGUUUUAUUUUUAUCUCUCCUGACCUGUACUGUGCUGAGGGCUUGCCUGUGGUUUUCUUGUGUGUAAUGGCUUCGAACUUCGAAAAUUGGAUGACAGGUAAGCAUACCCUGUGAUAUUGGUUCAUCUUGGAACAUACAAUAUUGGCAACUAGAAUAGUUGACUGAAACCUUAGAGUAUUAUUUUAAAUUUUUUCCAACAUUGAUCUUAGUUUUGGAGGCAUUACCUGUAUUUGGGUGCAUUGCAGGCUUCAAGAAGACUGAAAUAUUUCUAACUUGUAUGGAUUUGAGGGGUUUCCCAUUCCUUUGUGUGCUGGGUGUGCUCUAUGAGUUUUUGUCUUCUCAAAAUGCCCUAUUUUGCACAGUUUUGAACUGGUGAAUGAAAGUCUUGUGCAGCAGUGAUUGUGGGUUCCUCUGAAUAAAUAUUCACAUAUUUCCUUGGUAAA